Messenger RNA from Cinara cedri, 37072 nucleotides. The record is from the annotation of a GenBank genome assembly. NCBI's taxonomy places the organism in Eukaryota, Metazoa, Arthropoda, Insecta, Hemiptera, Aphididae.
CCCGGGUGUUCGCGUCAGCUUGUGCGUCUGUUUGUUUGCCGUAUAAUUUGCUAUUCCGGACUGUUUAGGUACCGUUAACACUCGUAUACAUAUACCGGCAAUGUUUAUGUGCGUUUUUGCCCGCGAGUGAGUACCGCUUGCUUAUCGGCAUGCACCGGAAACGGCUAAUAGAAAAGUAACGCGGUUUUUUUUCCAUCUACACAGGUGUUUUUUUUUUUCUGUCCGACAGCAAUAACAUACACCUACUGUACACAGCCAAAGGUAAAUUAUUAUUACGAUAAUAAUCGUUUUUCGUGUUCAAUAUAUAUUUGUACAAGGAGCUUAAGUCGGUUUUUGGAUUUUUUUUUUUUUAAUUAUGUCUCAUGUAAUUUUGUUCCCUUUAUGUUUUGGUCUAAAUGCCAUUUGUAUAUUCUAACACACGUUUUACUGAAAAUUGAAAUAUCUUAAGUCCCUAUAUGAUGUGACUUUUGUUUGGCAAAAAGGCAUGUCACAUAUAUAUAUAUAUAUAUAUAUAUAUAUAUAUGACUUAUACUAAUAUAUGACUUCAGCAACAUUAAGGUUAAGCCAUUUGGCAAUUAAGAUAUAGGAAAAUUAUGUCAUUUAAUAAUUUUCAAGGUUUAAUUUAUUUACAUUGAAAACUAUACAGGGUUGUCUUAAACCAAAGAUAUAUGUUACGGGUUUUCAUUUAAAAUAUAAAACCAUAUCUACAGAACGAUUCAUAGGAGAUGGGUAUAUAUAUGCUUAUUAAAAAAAAAAUAGUGGAAAAACUAACGAAAAAUUAUAUGGAAAUUUAAUUCUUGUGCAGGUGUAUAGAUAUAUACCUGCACAAUGCCCAUCUAUGUAGGUAUAGGUAGAUAGGCAUAUGUAUACUCAGUAGAGUCAUAGUGUUUAUGUAAAAACUAUGAUAAUAUAUAAAUUAUUUAUGUCAAAUACUCAAAUUAUUGCAGUCCAUCAUUUAAGUCUUUAAUCUUCAUUAUAAUAAUAAAUCGCCUUACAGGAAAUACGUAUGUUGUUAUCAUUAUUUUUAUAAUCGUAUUCAAUAAUAUUAUUGUCGCCUUCCAAUGUACAUAUAGUAUCGAGCUUAAAAUUCUGUACCUAAUAUUGAACUUUUCUAAAACAAAACGGUUCUUCGGAAAACUUAAAAACUCAUACUUCCGAAUGUUAAAUCUUUUUUAUUAGUCAAAUGCUAAAUAACAUUUGUUUACUGUAUUUCAGAUUCUAAGUGUAGCUAUUAGUUUUACUUCGAUGUGUUCUUUAUUUCUCAAAAAUCACCUUUUCGAUUAUGCACCUAGUAAAAAAAGCUCUCAGAUUGUUAUCAUAUCGUGCAAAAAAAUAUUCGGUAUUGUAAAAGUUCCUUUUAAAAAAAAGAGUGCGUUUUGUUCCUCGUUUCACAAACCCGGUCCAGUUCGUAAAAAAAUCGUUAUAUUUCUUAUUCCUACAAAAAGGAAUCAAACAAUGGAUUCCUCGUUUCACUACAUUUUAUUAUUUGUUUAAAUAGUAAGUUUUUAGAAUGUAAAUUAAUUUGAUCUUCAUCAUCAUUGAUAUAAUAAUACUCGACUGCAAUUUCAGAAACAAAUUUAAAUUUAGAAAUACUAAAAUACACAUUAGCCCCCUAGACGUUUUCUAUAAUAUACACGUGUAACCCGCGGUGUUUUAGGUUCACAAUGUCUGCGUACCUAUAUAGUAACUAGUAACCCAUUGUUUAUAACAUUCAUCGGAUAAUACUACCAAAUUAGUUCACGACAAUACUAUAUAUGAGCCCGGCGGGUGUUUUAUUUUUAUUAUUAUUAAUGCGGCCAUAUUUACACACUAAUUAUAAAACGGUUGUAUAUAUAUAUAUAUAUAUUUAGUUUCAUUUAUACAUACCUGCACGAAAAUUAACUAGUCCAAUCUACUCAACAUUGUUCUGUAUUUCGUUUAAACAUAUACAUAUACUGUAUUAUCGUCUUGUAAACCGAUAACGAAUUGAAAUAAUUGUGACAUUGUGCAGGGCAUAAUAUAGAUAAUUUCCACCUACAGUAAAUGUUGUCAAAUUUGUCUUCGAAAAUUCGUCCACUUAUGUGUUUUUAACAAAGUAGACGAAAACAUUUUGUUUCAAGGAACAUUGACAACAAUUCGAGCAACAUUUUUAAUUUUCACAAUAUUAGGUUUUUUAGACCCUAUACUAUACUGUCUACUAUAAUGUCUAUAUUAUAAAACAAAAUCAGUAAAUAUUAUUUAUAAUAUUGUUUGUUGUUUUACAAUAAUAUGUGUCAUUUUUUAUCUUGGAAUACCUACAUAGUAUUUUUUGAGGGGAUUAAAAUGUCCAAACAAAAAAAUAGAAUAUUUAAAGACAAGUAAGUAAUACUGGUCAUCGGUGGGGGUAGGUACAUGGUAUUUUUGAAAGAUCGUGUUUUGAUUUUAAAUCUGUACGUGAAAUGUUUAACAUAAAUAUUAAAAUUAACAAAAUUUUAAUUAAUUUUUAUAAUUAGAUACUCUUAUUAAUCAUUUACUUAUUUUCCAUUAAUCCUUAUUCAUAUUUAUCAUCGAAAUUAGAUGAUAUUUGAAAGUAUUAUGCGUUGUUAUAAUAUGUGGUUGAUGAAGAGAUAACAAAUGAUUCACUGACAUUGUUUUUAAUGAUUUUAAUAUGUAAAUAUUUGCACAACAUUUUAUUUCGUUAACUUAACCGAAAGGGGCAAUACAUGUGUUAUUUUUAAUAUAAUAUAUUAAGAUCAAUAAUAAUAAGUAUAUACUCAUUAUUAUUGCUCUUUCAAUAGAGUUACAUCAUUAUAUUGGUUAUGGUACAGUUACUAUAAUAUAUAACUAUGGGUCUAUAGAGGUAUAAACGUUUUGAAAAGUUAUUCAAUGAGGUACAAAGAAGUUUUUUUUUAAAAUUUUAAAAUUAAAUAAAUUGUAUUUUAUGCAAUUCUCGCUUAAAAAGUUGUCGAAAAUUAUAAUUAUCAAAAUCAAAAAAAAGUCCUAUUAAUUAUAAGGUACCUUCUGAAAAGAAAUGUCAUUUUCUCAAUCGUUUUAUACUCGUGAGACCAUUUUCACAAACAGGAUCUUCAUGAAUAGACGAUUUUAUAAUGAUUACAAAACGUGACUUGACACAAUAAAAAAAAAUUACACUAGUAAUUUAUUUUUUAAUGUUAAAUCCUGUUUAAAAACUAUUCUUUGCAUUUUUUCCUUCCGGAAUGUUUAAAAUUAAAGUAGAGCAAUUAAAUUAGUUUUAUAAAAUGUCAUUCUAUUUUUUAAUUUAGAUACAGAUUUUGAAACGGAUAAUGUAUUUUGUACAUACAGUAAUAUAUUAUAAUAGCUGUUAUGUAAUUAUAAGACUUUCGGAUAGCUAUAAAUCAUAUAUUAUAAUAAUUAAACCUAACUAGAAUAUUUAAAAUAUUAUAUUGAGUACUUUUUUUUAGUAAAAUGCCACUUAGCGAUAUUUUACUUUACCUAUAUUAAUGUAAUAGGUUAUGUGUACGCCUAAUAAUAUAGGAAAUUAUUAAAUUAUAAUACUAUAUAUUAUAUUAUGUAAUAAACAAUAAUAUAACUAUGCGAUUAUUGGCUAUUGAGUAUAAUUUACAAACUUGUAGCGUUAUUGUAGAAAUCGAUGUAAUUUUAAAACUAGUUGAUAAUUAGUAAGGCCGUUCGGGUCGUUCCACUCGUCACUGUAGCCAGUAUAAUUUCGUAUCGAAUGAAAGGUAUUGUAGAAAAGUGUAUUUAUCCAAUUCUAAUUGAACGCUAUUUCAGUACAAAAAAUACAAUAAUCAAUUUUUUUUAUUUAGAAAUAGAUUAACUAAAGAAUCUAUAUAGUAUAGAUAAUAUAGAUAUUUGGACCAACGCAAGAAUUUACAUAUUUUAUAAAUUUAUAAUCCCACAAUAUUUAUCAGAUCUAAAAUUUGGUAUUCACUAUAAAUAUUGUGUUGAUAUUAUAUUGAAUUCAUUUAUUUUUUUUCUUUGACAAUAUUUUACAUAAUAUUAGUAUAUUUUGGUGUUUAGAAAAAAAAAACACACAAUGCUAUUAUUCCUAAACUGCAUAAACUUACACAUAUAAUUUUAGAAUAAAAUAUAUUUUAGUGUACACUUAAAUGUUUUUAUUACUAUUUUUUCGAACAGUAAAUAUACACAACAUUUUUGUGCGCGUAGCAUUGUUUUUAAAUUGACAAAUAUAUAGGUUCACAGUAUUAUAAUAAUAUGUCUAGUAGGUAUUCUUAUAGAAAUGUAAUUUUUCGAAUUUUCCAGUUAGAUGUCCAGAAAAUAAGACCAUUCGUAUAAGUAUAAUGUACAAUAUAAUCAUAUAAAAGCUAUAUAAACAAAGUACAACUAGUUGUAACCUAAAAACCGGUAUUUUUAAUAUAUUACAAUGUUUUAUAGUAAGAAAAAAAAAUAUAUAUUCAAGUAUUAUGUAUUAUGUAUGGACGUACCCAGGAAUUUUUAAUUGGAGGGGAUGUAGCAAAUUAGAAUCGUAAAAUCGUCUUCUCUACCCAAGUCGACUAUGGAAUUGGUAAUUUAAAAGCCGGAUCCUAAAAAAAGUCAAUUUCUAAUCAAUACAUCAAGAUUUUCCUCGUAACUUGGCUGAAAUAUAUGUAUUUCGACAUUACAAUGCGUUAUUAAACACGACGAGAGAUCUCUGGCGGAAAUGAUAAGGCUACGCAAUAUAUCUAGCUAAAGCAUUAUAAUAGUGAUAUAAAAUUUCUAUGGGACCACCCUGAAGAUAUUACGCUAUUCAUUCAAAAAAAUAAUUAUAUAAAUCGGUUCAAGAAUGGCAAAGUUAUGAGUGAACGCUGAACAUACAUACAUACAUACAUAAAAACUCCCAUUUUUUUUUGGAAGUCUGUUAAUAAUAAAUACGCAAUAGCACGCAGUUAAAUUAUUGUAGUGAUUAAGCCCAAUACAAAAUAUUGCGAAGUCCUAAUAGUGUUACGAGUACUUAUUGCUUAUUUCAUAUUAUUGUUACUCAAACUAGUCGAACAUAAUGAUUAUUAUUAUAAAAAAUGAAUGAUAGCAAAACCUCGCCCAAACUUUGAAUAGGCACGUAAUCAAUUAAUCGUAACGACUGUUUAGAAUGCAUUAGGUACAUUUCAUUUUAUAUAAGUUUGUUAAAAAAAUUGUAGUAUUUAUGUAAUAUUAGUAAAAUUUAAUACUAAUGAAUGCAGUUUGAUCUAUUUUUGCACAUUUUAUAUAAUAUAGGUAAUAUCUAAUAUUAUGUACCUACUAUGUAUUUUAUAAUAUAUACAUUUUAAAUAUUUUUAAAUUAUUUCCAUUAUUACAAUUAGAGAAAUUUCCCCAUUAUCAAAUACAAAUUUAGCACCUCUUACAAAAAUUUAAACGGUCCAAACUAUCCCACUUCCUCCCAACCUUAAACCACAUUUUAAAAUUUACGCACAUGUUAACAAUAAAUAAUGAUGAAAUAUUUUUAAAUUAAAAAAAAAAACAACAUAUAUUUCUUUGCUCGUCUUUCGGAUGGCCACUUGUUUUUUGGGGGUCCCAAAAAGUCACUUUGUCAACACAUUCGGUAGUUGUGCCAUUCGAGAAAAAAAAAAUAUUGUAAGGCAGGUACUGGCUGCGUUAUAUCUUGUAUGGAAAAACGUAUUGAAAAGUAUUUACUGUUUACUAGGUGUAGGUAUUAUAAGUCGCGUUGUAGGUGUGCAAUAUUUUUCGAUAAUGCGAUUAUUGCUAAACGCCUUAUUAUCACUAGGUAGAUACUAUACAAUACAAAUACAAAUAGUAUAAUAAUAUUACGCGUCGCUUUGUAUACACGCAUAUAUUAUUCCGUAUUCGACAAUAUCAUUAUUUUGUGAAAGGUUUUCGAAAAAAUGUUCAGCCACGCUUACCGUUAUGGUAGUUUUACCGGUCGAUAUAUCGUGUACCGAUAUAUUAUAUUAUUAUAAUGCUAAUAAUUACAUUAUAUUAUCUGUAGUCGGAAUGCACAGUAUUCUAUUUAGACGAAGAAGGGGGAAACCUCGGACGCUAUUAUUGUGGUUUAUAGGGGGCCCUGCUGUACGUUUAGCUAUCAUUAUCAUGGUUAAAUGCGUUGUAGGUGCCUAUAUAAAAUGCGUGUAUAAGUAUUAAUAGUAUUGUCUAUUUUGUAGCUAUAUAUGGGCCGCGACGUAUCCCAAUGUUCGCGAAAUAGUGAUGAGGAUAUUAAUGUAGCACAAUCGUAUAUUUCCGACGGAGCAUAUUAUUAUUUUUCCCGGGUUGUCAUUUUGUAUUAGAUGAACGCGAAAAAAACAUAAUAAUUAGAUACCGCAACACCACACGACUGAACUAUUUUAGUACGUUAUACAACAUCAAUAGUAUUAUUAUAAGUAGGCCGCAGGUACAUAAUCAAAGUUAAUAUUAAAGUGUUAGGUAUUACCUGUAAACGAGUGAGGAAAGCCCAGUCUACGAAUGUUUCCGGUUUAAACAAUAAAUUAUAAUUCUAUACACAAUUUUGAAAUAAUUUAGCAACCUAGUCGGUUUUGUAUACUUAUGUGUAAAAACCUAAAUAAAUAAAAUAUAUUAAUUCGUUAAUAGUUGAUGGGCCGUUUUAAAUAUUGUUAAGGUAAUAAUAUAUUUUUUAAUAUUGGCUAGUAUGAACUUUGAUUUGCUACUGGUAUUUAAAUUAAUACCUAAUGCUAAUAAUAAUAUUACGAAUAAUUAUAAAAACAUAUCUCCUUGUUUAUAUCAAAUCAACAACCAUAACGAUAUACUAUGUAGUAAUUAUACGGACGGACGGACGAUCACAACGAGGUAUAAAAUGUUUCGAGUCAAAUACUACAGGAUGGAAAUUACAUAUCUUUUAAGGUAUGGCGGGUAAAAAACCGAAGCGUUUGUACGGACCGAAGAAGUAUUUUCAGAGAGAGGAAAAUUAAACACAUCUUAGUGAAACAAAUAACUUCUUCGCUAAACUUAGAACCUAAAAUAAACGAAUUAAGUAUUCGCAAAUACCUAAUGAAAUUUUUAAUACAUAACACAGUCUAAUAAUAUUUGUGUAAGUACCUAUUCAGGCACCUUUCAACGAAUUUACAGUAAUUUUAAAAUGUUUAUGAUUUAUUUUAUGCACCUUUAUUAUUUGGGUUGUUUUAUUUUUAUUUAGUGUAGUACAGGCCGUUAGGGCCAAAAUUAAAAUCAAAACUAACUAUUAGUUACUAACAGUAUCUGAUAAUAUAAUAAUUCGGUAUAUGAUAUAAACAAAAAAAAAUGGAUUACUAAAAUUAAACUACAUAGGUACUUUGAUACUAGAUUACUGGUAUCGAGGAGACCUAGCAGCUGAACAAAUUAUGAGUCCUGGUUGAUGGUGCGUAUAGCCGGUUGAUUGGGGAGAUACAGUUUUUUAUUUUUUUAUUUUAUUCAGUAUUUGCCAAUAUGAAAAAAAAAAAAAAUAAUAAUUAGGUAUACCUACAAUAAGUAUUACAGAAAAAAAAAUUGGACACCAAUUAUUUUUGUUCGAGACAUUCAUUAAACGAAUAACACAUAACAAAAUCGUGUAAUUAAUCGAUAUAGUUAAAUUCGUGUUAAAUUCUACGCGCGUAAUGCGGGUAUUAACGUAAAAACUUGUAUUUUUCAUUGGCUCGAAUAAUUCGAAUUUUAUUGUUUUUUUGGCAUCCUUUUAAUUUCUGUACGUUGACUGGCCGUGUGGAAUGUAAAUAAUUUAUAUAGGUUACCUGCCUAUACUAUAAUUGUGUAAACUAUACGAAAAAACAAAGUGUCUAUUCACCUAUAUUCUAUAUAGAUUAAUGGGUACUUCGAAUCAAUCCAAAAAUGACUUUUCAAAAUCUGUAUGUAGGACGCCUUUUGGAAAUUGAUUUUUAUGAUUAAUUAUUUUGUAUGAUUUAGUGAACCAUAAAAUGGCAUUUAUAUAUAUAUGUAUUCACGUAUGUAUAUAUUACUUUGGUGUUUAAUUUCUAAUCGAAAUAUAUUUAAGCUUUGUAUAUACAAUAGUAACGUUUUCGCAAUGGCAUCUCGUGCUGUGUGGCCUAUGAAGUUUUUUUUCAUGUAUACCGCCGUGUCAUGGGAGUUCAUUGUUUGCUUAGCUCAGGUGUUCAACCCUCCCGGCUCUACGCUACUUCGUGAUCUAUCCAGUUCGUUUUGUUACUACAAAGACCAAACCAAACUAUUUGUCAACAUUACGUAUGGUUUAAAAAUGGGUCAGAUAUUUUUCCGAUCGAACUUUACAUAUAUUUAUAUAAUUAAUAUUAUAAAUAUGCGAACUUUGAUUCCUGACUAACAGUAUAACAAAUGACGAAAGAAAUAAAAUUAUAUAAAAAAAAAAAGCUUUUAACAUUUCCAUUUAAUCAUUGCAUAGCGCAUUAUAAAGAGAAAACUAUAAGACUCCUACGCGUAAAUAAAUAGGAGGCGUAAUAAUGUAUAAUAUCUAAUAUGAAUACUGCCUAAGUAUUAUUUUUAUAUAUAUAUAAAAAAAAAAUGUAACGCAUUACCUAAUUUCGACACACAUUUCCUAUGUAUAAAGAAAAUAACAAAAAUGACAACUUUAAAUUUUAAUAAAAAGGUAAUCAUUUUUUUAUAUUAUAUACUUUAUACUGGUUGCAUGCACUGAACUACAUACAUUUUGCAGAACUAUCGAAAUAUUUAUGAAACAUUUAUUUUUUUAUUUAAAUAAUUGAAUACAAGUUUAGUAUACAGUGCUUAUCCAUCGGAUUUCAAAUGUAUUUAACUUGUUUUCAACACAAUGGCGAAAACAAAAUACUAUGUUCUAAACGCUUAUCCAAAAUUAUUUCAAUGUUCAAGUCCGUCACGCGUAAAAUAAAAUACAUUCGAAUAAUUUUCCAUAACUAUCGGACGUCGGUAUAUGGGUAUUUUUAUUAUAUUAACUUGCGCCUUUUUGUCGAAAAAUCAUUAUCAAAUACAACAGGAAAUAAUACAGACAUGCAAAGUGCAAGAAAAAAGUGUAUGCAAAUAUUAGUGGAUGCGUUUAGGUCCUAUAGGUUUGAAAAUACAACAACUAUGGCUUUUAAAUAGCCAUUAAAUCUUAAAAUAUACAUGUAUACUAAUAACAUGCUUUAUAUAGGUAUAUAUUUCAGCCAAGUUACAAGGAAAAGCUUGAUUUAUUGAAUACAAAUUGGCUUCGUUGUCUUGUUGUAGGGAUGGGUAUAGAUAUACAAGAACAGUGUAGAUGGCAUCACUCAUAAAUAUGAAAUAAGGAGCAAUGCGGAAUUACGACAAGGAUUAUAAACGCAGUGAAAUAAAAAGAAUUAAGAGAUGCAUAUGAGGUGAAAAAUAAUUGCAUGGGCCGGUCAGUUCUCACAUAUAAAAUUCUACCAUGAAAUACUUUUUUUUUUUAUUUCGGAUCUCUGCCACGUCAAAUUCAAGGGAAUCAUAUAUGUAUAUACCUAUUGUAAACUAUGUAUCUUUAUAUAUACAUAUAUAUAUAUAUAUAUAUCAAAGAAAUGUUAAUAUUUCUUUUUUCACAUAAUUGAAGUCAAACAUUUUAAUUUUAAUCGUUUAUCUUAAUCAACUAAAUAAAUGCAUGAUGAAUAUGAACCUCGCUUUAGGUAGUAACUAAUUCUACAUAUUUUUAAUAUUUUCAUUUCUUGCAAAUAAGAUAUAUGUAAAAAUUAAAAAUUUACAAGUAACAAAAUAAAAAAUGAUUAAAUUUGUUGAUAGUGAUAAUUAGAGAGCGGAUUUUUAUGUAAAAACAUGUUUUUAAUGGAUGUAUGUACAACCAUGAGAGUAAAAUAUGUCAACGAUUUACAGUACAAAGAAUCUGAAUAGACAAUUUUAUUUUCCAUAGAAGUACAUAUUUCGAUGCUAAAAGAAUAUAUUCAUAUAAAAUAAUUUGUUUGCAUAUUUGACUAAUUAAAAAUGUAUGAAUUGAAAUAUUUCCAGUAAUUAAACAAAUUAUGUAUAUUUCAACCGCUGCAGUAAAUUUUUUCUGUUUUAUAAUAAUUUAUUAAUGGGUACGUCGUACGAUAGUUUUCUAUGCCACUACAAUUUGAUAGUUGGCAAAUAAUAAUGGAGUGCGAAAAUUAUUAUUUUACUGUUUAUGAUAAUACGAAUACGGUAAAUGACGUUGAUACACGUCCUGUUAGUCGAAUUUUUGAUAUUUAGUUAUCAUUUUACAGACAACAAACUACCUACGCCCCGAAUAAUUGAUAAUAAUUUGUUUCCGCAUAAAUUAUCACACGUUUUUCUCCAGUGAUAACAAAUUAUCGUUUUUAUUCAAAGUCUAACAAAAGUUUAAAAAAAAAAUCUGAUACUGAGGAUGGGAGCAGUCAUUGUAAGUGAAAAGUCGGGAAAGUAGGAUACAUAAGGUUAUUUUAUUUAUAUCUGCAAUCAACGAUAAACCAUUACUCGAUGAUAGAUUCCGAGUGCAGUUCGGUAAUACUUAAUUUAAAGGGCGGUAUUUUUUUUGCGAUUUUCGUUUAAAUUUGAUUUCAAAACGCUUAUUAAAAAAAAAAAAAUAGUCCGAUCAUUUUGGAAAUUUUAGGUUAGGUAAAUCAAAUAUAAGUAUAAUUAUCGAGUUUCAAGUCUCUACGUAUAUUUAUAACCAAAUUACAGUAAAAAAAACUUCCAAAAAUUUAAAUUCCUUAAAAGCUCAAAAGUUUUGGCAAUGAUACCGUAAGAAAGUAAACUAAAAAGUAUCCUGUGAUUUUUCCAUUAAAUCAUUUUUUUUUUUAGUAGAAAACGUCGCCGUAUUUUUUUAAUAUAACGGAAUCGUGAAACUGUACGUUUUCCUACGUUUUUUCGUUUUUUACGUUAAGUGCUUUUAUUUAAAAAAUGGCGUCGAAAAUUUUAAAAUAACCGUUUUCUAGACAACUUGAGCUUUCAGAAAAGUUGCUACACGUAAAAAUCGGAGCAAGUUUACUAGGAAAAAAAAUUUCCACAAACUAUAAUACAAACUAAACAAACUAAAAUAAAAUUUAAAAAAUAAACAGUAUUGUAAAACUAAUAGCUUUCUAACUACACUCGGAAUCUAAAAUCAUUUUUUUGUAUUUUGUGACUGUUGUGCUUUGAUUUACACGUUUUAAUUCAAUGAAAUGCCAUAAUAACGACCUAAAAAAAUGAGUUUAUUAUUAUUUUAAUAAUGUUUUUGAUUUUUUUAAUUAUUAUUUAUUAAAUUUGUUUCGCAUAUAAGUACAUAUUUUGAUGUUAAGUAUUCUUGCAUAUUUUCAGAGAAUAUAAAUCCGCGCUCUAGUGAUAUAAAAAUCGGAGAAAUCGGAGAGGUGUGUAGUUUAGCUCCCAUAUCAAGUCUUUAUCAAGUAAAUACUAAGUACCUAUACCACAACCAGUAUUAUAGACUUAUGCUCUUCCCGCAUAAUAUUUGGUCUAUUUUUGCCUGUCGCCUAUGGCAUAUAGGUGACGGUGGUAUAUAAUGGUAAAUAAUAAUCUAGCCUUAUCACACGAUUCGUCGGUAUAGGUAUUUUGUAUACUGUAAAUUAACGCAUAUAAUUGAAAAUCGUUCGCGACGCAUAAUCGCGGGAUUUAACUACCUAUAAAUGGUUAUAAUAUAAGUAAGUGCUUGUCUGAAAAUAAGCGUUACGAUAAGUGCCCGUUUAAGUUGAACGAAUAGCAUAACCAAAACGGCUAAACGUUAAACAAAAAUAAUAGGUUUGUUCCUCCUGCAGUGGGCCGUCUAUACACUAUACAUACCUAUACAGAUUAAAUCUAGAAAGUUACGUGUAUAAUUUAUUUUUGCGAAUCGUUAUGGCUACGGUAUACAUCUGUUGGAACGUAGAUACUUAUAUAUUAUAUUAUAUUGUUACAAUGUUAUUUAGGCGAAAGUUUUUAACGCGUGUGACGCGGUUUGUUUUUUUAUUUUAUUUUGUAGUAGAUGCGUCUUAAAGGCGAGGUUGUCAUCGAUAUGGCCGGUGUACGCGUUUUCCGACGCAAUAAUAUGGCUACCUAUUACUACCUAGUAAAACUAGUUUUACACUUGACGGUGUCGAUGUGUAUACACUAAUGGUGUACAUAAUAUUAUUAUAUAUUUAUGUUUAUUGGAAUUGAAAACGUAUCUAUCUAUUAUAUAUGUUUGACAUAUUUUUAGAAUAAUAAUAAAAAAAAAAUAUUCAUGAAAAAAAAAAAAAUUAGAUAAAACUCGAUCAAAUUAUGUACAGAUAUAAUAUUAUAUGUGUCAUAAUAUAACGUAGUCUAUCGAAAAAAUUGGUAGUGUUGUAAAAAAUCUAUGAUGUGUCUAACCCGAUAGCAAAUAUAUUAGGUGCCGAGGAAAUUGUAUGAAACAAAAAACUUCCCUUAAAAAUAGGUCUUGUGAUUUUUUUACUAUUUUUUUUUUUUUUUAGUUUCUGAAAAUCGACAACUGAUUUGAAGAAAUAAUGGUACUGGAAGUUAAAUCACUCGCAGAGGGAUACUAUACAUAAUAAUGUAAUAUGAAUGCAUCUUGUAUUUGGUUCAAUGUUGUUAAGAAAACGGAUACAAUUGUUCGUGUCGAAUUACAUAAGAACACCUUAUUGAAUGCGCGUGACCAAUUUAUUUCAGUAUUUUUAAUUUGCCUUUAUUGAUUGUAAAUUCGACCGUAGGGUUGAACAAUAGCGCGCGUUCGGCAGUAAAUAUUCACGAUUCUACAUCAUUAGCGGGGAAAUGUCUAUUUUCGAUCGGAAUAAAGAUCCUCAGAAAACAAUUGUUAAAUUUAAUAAUGUACGUGCAGUUAUGCGUUAUACGAAAAUUGCACAGCCGACAUAUUAUAUUUUGAUUGUUAAGAUCGAUUUGAAGUUUUGAAGAGCAUAUCCCUAUAGUAGUUAUAGACAAUAACGAUAAUGAAUUAAUGGUGUUAAUAAUUUUGUUUUUACUUUAUUAUUUUAUUAAUAAUGAUUUAUCGAAGAAAACGCUACUUCGCUGUCCGAUUAUACAUAAACCUGUUAUAGAAUUUAAAUAAAAUUACAAUAAUUUCGGAAGAAUAUAGCUUUAGUGUGCGAUAAAGAAUUUGUGUCACUCGACUGUUGAUUGGAAUUUGUUAGAUUCUGAGUGGAGCGGAGAACCUUAUGGGUUUGUAAAGCUGUUUAUUUUUUUUUCUGCGAACAACUUUUCUACCAGAAAUUUUGCUCCAUCUUAUAAUGAUAGCAAUUUUUCUGAAAGGAAAUUUCACUGGGGAGGUACUUUAGAGAACAGAUUUUCCCCGGAGUUUUUUCAGCGCGUGUGAAAAACUGGGAAAAAAAAACAUGGGAAAACGUAGGAAAACCGGAUAUAUAGUAUAGCUAUACCUUAUUAUAUAUUGUGUUGUUUGGUUUUGUAAAAUUAUUUUGGAACACGUUUAAUAUCGGAUAUCUUGUUCGAUUGUAAGAGUUUCUGUACAAAGAUAAAAUAAGAAUGCUGUUAGGCAAUAUGUAUAGUAGUUAACCUGAUUUGAAAUCUGGACGAACCCAAUUUAUGUAACAGAUACAUACUUCGUUUAAACAUAUUCUGUUGCGUUCUAAUAGUAGCGUUUUAUAGUAGCAUUUAAUUAAUAUAAUAUAAUACCUAUAUGUGCUAUUAUAUUUUAAAAAUCACUGCCUGAAUUGUGUACUGGAUUUUACUGAAAUUACUAGGAAAAGUGCGGGGACAAUGAAAUCACUACAGGUUAGUCAAUGGGAAGGUGUUAAAUAUCGAAUUCACGACAUAAUCUUUUAAGGCAGUUCUUAUUUUACCAAUUACAUUUUAUAUUUACUGAAAUAUGUAAUAUAUUAUUUUGUUCAUACAAAUAAAAUCUGACGAACGGUAAUUGAUUUAAACUUUAUGGUAUCAUCGUUUACUUCCUCCGACAUUAUUGAAUAGGUUGUAUUUUUUUUUUUUUUUUGAUAAACAAUCUUAUUUAAAAAAAAAAGAGCUAAUUCUGCUGAUGGGUACGCCACUGUUUUAGGUGGAAAGUCGGGAUGGUUAGAUAUAUAAAGUUAUUUAAUUUAUAUCUGUAAGCAACGAUAAACCAUUGAUAACUAAAAACGAUUCGCAAUUCGGUCAUAAAUGUUUUAAAAAGACGUAAUAUUUAUCAUCAAAAUUUUAAAACCUUUAAAAAAGUUUACACUACACUUUUUUUUUAUCACUUAGUAUACAACUUAUUAUGAACCUUCUGUUAAAUUUCAAACAUUUCUAUUCAGUCAACCAAUUAUAUCUACAUACAGGGUAUCUUACGAAGGUAUCCAUUGCAAUACCUCCUGAGAUAUUAAGGUAAUUAAAUUUUUUUUUUUUGUAUACAUAUAUUACUCACAGGGAUUAUUAAGGUAUAUCUUUCCUUAUUAUCCUUCCCGACUGCAAAUAUUGAAAAUAUUAAUAAUUGAAUUAAAUUUUCAUGUUUUGGUAAAAAACUAAGAGAAUAACUUUUUAUUUCAUUAUUAUUGAUAAAUUUGAAAAGAAUAAUUUUAUAGAGUUUUUAUAAUGUCAAUUUUGGUGUUUCAUCUUUUUAUUCUCAUUAAAUUCGUGAUUUUUAAUAAUUUGUUAAGUUCAGAGAAAAGUAUCUAUAAUUAUGCAGCAGGUUGUAAUCGCAUUCGCUAAUUGAUUAUUAUUAUUACAUCUAAUUGACUGUAGACAUUUUAAAAUGGAUAAUUUAACAUUUUUACACUAUUAAAAUUCAAUUUUUUCAUAAAUAAUAAAAUAAAGUUAUUUUUUUAAGUUUUUUAAUAAAACAUAAAAAUUGAAUUAAAAUAUAAAUAUUUGUAGUCCUUAUCCCUAUUAGUAAUAUAAAAAAAACUACGUAAAAAAAGACUGACAGAGAUUCAUUUAAUGAGUGGGCCACUAUUGUAGGUAAGCAGUUGGAAAGGUAGGAUAUAGAGGGGAAUUUAAUGUAUAUCUAUAUGCAAAGAUUAAUCAUUGUUAACGAAAAAUGAUUCUGAACGCAGUUCGGUUACACAUUUUUUGAAAAGCUGUAAUAUUUAGUUGUACUCUUCUGUAACUGAAAACCUAUCGGUCAUACAUUCAAAUUGUUAACAGUAUUUCAUACCUAUUCGUAUUUAAAUAUUAUAUUCUCGUAGUAUCACGUCAUUUUUUUGUUCGUAAUAAUGAAAAAAUAAUACCCGAUUAAUUAGGUAGUUAGAUCUCUUUCCAUCAGUCAAUCUUAAACCAGAACACCAUAUUCAUAAGCUUAGAAAAUAUUGUUUCCGAAAUGAAAUAGAAAUAAGAACUGCAGACUUACUAAAAGCAACCUAACCGAUAGGUUUAAGAGUUAAAAGGCAAAACACCUAGUUAUAUCAAAAGAAGUCAGAGAUAGGCUAAUUUGCAAAUUGAUGGAUAUAUCUUCCAGCAACUAACAGACUUUAGACAACUAUAAAAACUAAUAUAAAUAACUAAACAAAUAUGCACAAAGAAAUUAAAUUAAGAAUUGUAUCAGGAUAUUUUGCAGUGGAAAAUUGUUAACUCCUAUACAAAAUAUCAAAAUAAUACCUAUAUUCUAGCUGUUUUUUACCUAGUAUUGACUUAUGGGUGUGAAUCAUGAUCGUUAGUAAAAAAUGUUUUUACAUAAGUUAUUUUUUAUAUUCUGAAAGGAGCAAGCAAGGAAUGUAUUAGUUUUACAAUGAUACGUAUUUUUUUUUUUUGUGGACAUCUUUUUAAACAGCAAUUAUUUUGCUGUUAUUUAAUUAUAAAAUAUUAUAUACCCAUAUACAGGGGCAAAUCCAGAACAAGACAUCAGGGAGAAGAGGCGAUUUUCAAAAUGCAUAUAAAGCAUAUAUUUAUGAUGAGCUUAAUGAUGAAUCAAGCUAAGAAUAGAUUAGAGAAUGAACCCCUGAAUCUACCACUAGCUGCUUAUACGUAUCGAACAACAAUAAUUAAAUUUUAAUCUUGCUUUUCGUAAUAUUCUAGUUAUUAUAAUUUGUCCUCCCAACUUGUAAAAUUGAAUUCCUAUAAAUAUAUUUAUUCAUAAUAUAUAUGCCUGGCAAAUAUUGUAUUAUAUUCUCGAGCUACUGCGAUAUUGGAUUUUGUGAAAUUAACGUUAGAAUGAAUUUAAUAUAUAUAUAUAUAAAACCUUUAACUUCUAUAAUAAUAAUAAUAAUAAUAAUAAUAUAUUUCGACCAACCAUAACCGUAACAUAAUAUUAUUAUAAACGAACACAGACGUUAUUUGCAGGUGGUAUACAACGUGCAUUCCCCUGUUGUUAUUCAUCCGUUCCCAUCACCUGCAGCAGAAGGCAAUAUAAAAUAUUGUACAUUUUGACGACAAUAAUGUACUUGUAUUUAUUGUUUAAAAUUCUUAACUUUUAUUUUAUAAAUCAACAAUAUUGAAGUUAUUAAUACAAUAAUACAUAUAUUACUGUUAAGAAAACAACGCGAACAUACAUACAUUUUGUAAAUAUUAUAAUAUUGUUAAAUUAUUUGUACAGUACAAUAACCAUGCAAUUUUUAUUUACAUCCCCCAACCUUAUAAAAUUAAUAAUCAAAUCACUUACGUAAAGUUUCUGGGAGCUCUACAAAUUAAUAAUAUGUUGUGUCACUAGCCAAUACGAAUGAUAUAACUAUCACUGACAUAGUUUUUGGGUUGAAUUUCCAAUAUGCGGGUGCCAGCGUGACGGAACUAUAUUAUGAUAAUUAUAAUAUUAAAUUAUUAUAAUAACAUUAGGACACACUUUUCAUAACUAAAUUCAUUUAUUCCCAUAAUAACAUUAAUAUUAUAUUUGAAAAGCAAUGUUCGUUAUUGAAAGCUCUUAAGAAAAAGAUGUUUAAAAAUAAUAAAUUGAUAUAAUAAUCAGUCUAUUCGGUAUUAAACUUAAUUUAAAAUAAACUCAUAACAUUUUAGUUUUAUAAUGACAAUCGAAAAUAUCAAAAUGUCAAAUAUUUUACACCUGUACAUACAUAAUAUAUAAAAUUAUGCUUACAGGAAACAUAUUUAAUCUGCUAUAAAUAUAAGCAGUUUUUGUUUUAAAAAAAAAUAUAUUUUUUUUUAAUUUUAAAAACUAAUUUCACUUUCAUGUAGUACCUACUUAAAAUUAUUGUCGUAAUAAUAAUUUGUUUUUUUUUUUUUUUUAUUAAUAAAUGGAUCGUUAUGGUUGUUUCAUAUCAAUUAUUAUUUAUUAUACAUUCAAUAGUAAUUUAAAUGUUCCACUUGUAAAGACUGAAUAAGCAAAUGACACAGGAAAAUAAUUAAAUAUAUAUAUAUAUAUAUGUAUACAGGUACAUUGCCUACCUAUACAAUUAUUAAAACCAUCGUUUUUUAUAGAGAAAGUGUUUAUUCUAUGUAUAAAAACUAUACUUAAAUUACAUCAAAAGAAAAAAUGUAUAAUGUUAUUACUGUAAAUAAAAAUAAAAUAUAAAACUGUUUUUUUUUUUCCAAAAAUUUUCGAAUUCAUUUUUCAUUUUUUGUUUUAACAUUAAUGAUAACACUAAGUGAUUGUGAAUCAACCCACGACGGUAUCUAUAUUAUAGUAAUGAGUGUAGGGGAAGUCGGUGUGUGCAUCACGGAUGACCGGAACCAAUGAUGAACAUCGUAGUGUUGAUUGUUUAAAAAAAUAAUAAACCGGAUAAACAUUAUUAUAAUUUUAGACACGUUGUGAACAUUUUUUCGUAAAAGAAUCCAUUUUAAUCGAACACAUGCACUAGGUAAUCGUUAUUUUAUAUUAUAGAAUCUCAUUAAGAAUUAUUUUUAUGUACAUGAGCAAAAAAAAAUACACAACAGUUUUAUUAUAUUUCUUAAGCGCGGGGCUAUUAUUUCUCAAAUUAUUAUUUUUUUGUUCACACACACACACACACACACACACACACAUUCACAUAGAUUGCAGAAAAUAAUGACAGCGUUGUUAUACUGUACUGCUAUGGAUUCACGUGCUUGAUAUUUUAUACGUUAUGAGGUUAAAUAUAUGGUCGGUAUAAGUAUGUAUAAGUAAAUAUUGUUAUUAUGCCGUACAUACGUACAUACUUAUAUAGACAUGGGAACGCUUUCUCCCAGUUGAGGUAGUUUUUGAUAUAGUAAUGAAUAAUAAUAAUAAUAAUCGUGUAUAACAACCAAAUAUUCUAUUCGUACGCUCGCGUCACUGUCACCAAAAUGAAAUUCGAGCUUCUGAGCCUAUUAUAAAUUGCGGUCUAUAAUAUUAAAUUUAGUCGGUAUGGUUAUAGUGUAAAAGGUAUACACCUAAUACCUACACAUUCUUUGAAAUGUUCACUAUUUUCAAUUAGAUAUACUUAAACUGUAAAGAAAUACGUACAUAUUAUAUUUAAAUAAAUUACCUAUAGUCUUGUUAAUACAGUAUUUUUACACUCAAAUCUUGUAAUCAAAUUUACUAUCCGUUUGAGAAUUUUGUAUUGAAUCGAAAAUCAUGAGAACCAAUACCUUUUUGGGGGUGCAUACCAGACAGUGACAGUGACCUCUUUGUUUUGAAAGUAAUUUAAUCAAGAUCGGAAUAAAACUGUAGAUUCGUAUUAAGAGCAGACUUCCAUAAGUGUGUAAUAUAACACAAUAUAAAUAGUAAAAACAAAAUCUAUGGAUACUGAACACUGGACAAGACUAUUAUAUAUAAUUGUGUGUGUGUGUGUGUGUGUGUGUGUGUAUAUAUAUUAUAGACAAAAGCCGAAAUCAGACAAAACUCAGAAAUGCCUGGGUAAAACGUGAAGUGUCCACGAUACUUAGGCAAAACGUCAUAGUUCGGCUUUUGCCCGGACAAACGUAGUUGUACCCACCUCAUUCGGGCUAAUCUGUAACGUCAAUUUUGUAACGUAAAUUUCAACUUUUCACAGUAGGUAGGUACCAUGUUUACAAUACUCUACUAUUAAUAUUACAAUACUAGCUCUCAUCAGUAAUAAAUUGGUUCUUGCACGGAAAUAUCUGGUUUUUAACGUAAAACCGUUAAACGAUAAAGUGACAAUUUAAAAUAAACAUUUGGGCAAAACCGUUACUUUUGUUUUAAAAUUUAUUUAAUACAUCUAUUUAAUAGGUUUAUUUAUUAUUAUAAAAUAAAUGUUUGGGCGUUACAGAUUUGCCCGAAUGAGGUUGGUCACAACUACGUUUGUCCGGGUAAAAUCCGAAAUAUGACGUUUUGGCUUUUUCCCGUAACACGUAUAAAAGUAUAUAAGGCAAAUAGGCAAAUAAUAAGACAAAUCAAUAAGUCGUAAAUCCUUAUUGUUUUAGUUGUCUAUUUAAAAGUUGUAAUCCAUCGAUAACCAUAUCAGGUAACUUCAGCUUCUCUUUCACAUUCAUCUCAACUAUUUGGGGUCGGCCCCACAUCGUUCUCGCACAUAUUCGCCAUCCUCGUGUAUUCUCAAUCGUACCUAAUCCUCUAUUUUCGGUCUUUCUCUUCCCUUCUUUUCUCCUACGUCUAUUAUUAGUACAAUUCUUACUGCUUCUGAUUGCUAUCUCCUCAUAAAAUGCCCAAACAAUCUCAGCCUAUUUUCUCACGUUUUGUCCACUAUUAAAACCACACCUAAGCUAUUCCUCAUAUACUCAUUCCUUCUUUUCUCGUCACUCAACUCAUCCACCUAAACAUUCUCAUCUCUGCUACACUUAUUCUCUGUUCUAUUUUUUGUUCAGCGCCCAACACUCCGAACCAUAGAAUACAGCCGGUCCACCACACCCUUUUAGAAUUCACCUUUAAGUCUCAUUGAAAUCUUCUUGUCACAUAAAACACCUUACGAUUCUCUUCAUUUAUCCAACCACACUUAAUCCUAUGUUUCACAUUUUUGUCAAAGCCAUCAUCCUUUUGUAAAAAAGGUCCUAGGUACUCAAAACAUUCAACCCCGCCUAUUGCGUCAUCGCUAGUUGUUAUCAGCCGUCUUGUCCUGUUUCUUUAAACUCAAACUUUAUAUCCUAUUGGACACAUAAUAGUAAUUUAAUUUUUUUUUUUUUAUAACUUUUUAAGAUAAUAUAUUGACGAAAAUCAUAAAUAUUACGGCCUUUUAAAUCCUGUAUAAACGAAUUUCGCUCAGAAUCAUUUUUCAUUAGUAAUGGCUUAUCGUUGUUACAGAUAUAAAUUAAAUAAUUUUAUGUAUCCUACCUUUCCAGCUUCCCACCUACAACAGUAGUAAAUCCAUCCGCAAUAUCGCUAAUAUCAGCUCUUUUAUUUAUUUUUAGAUUCGGAACGGAGCAUAAAUUCUAUUAAAAAUUAAGCAUAAGGCAGCUUUAUUUUGGGACAAAGUUUGAUUGCUUAACCGAAUGAAUAUUUCUUUACAGAAAUAAAAACCUAUACGCUUACUAUAAUUUUGAACAUAAAAUUACUAUUUAGGGGUGAUUACUAUUUUAGUUGUUGAAGCCUCUUGAAAUGUAUUUCAUACGAUUACAUUUUUAGGACUUCGGUACCAUUGUAAUAAGUAUUUUUGUUUUCUUUCCCGGUAUUAUAUUUUAUCUUUUAAAAUAUAUAUAUAUAUAUACUUAUACAAGCAAGUGAAAUUUUAAUUAUUCAUUAGUUAAUCAUUUUAAAAACAAAAGUGAAAUCAAUAGAACAAAAGAAAUGUAGCCUACCUCAAUUAGUAGGUAUGUACUUCGAAAUGUAACUGAAAUUUUUUUUUUUUUUUUAAAACGAUUAAACAUAAUCGAUUAAUUUUAGAUUUCAUAAUAAUUUGGUAGGCACAUAAUAAUUAAUAUAUUAUAUCUGCUAUACGUCAUAUUAUAUUGUAUGGACAAUAGAUAUUGAGAAUAUAUAUAGCCUUUGAUCGUAAGUACUAAUUUUAUUACAUCCGAAUAAUAAUCAUCAAUGUGUAUGCUUUAUAAAUUCUAAGGAUACCAUAAAAGAUUUAUUAAAUAAUUAAACUAAUUAGUAAUUAUUCAAAAAUAAUAGGUAUGUAUAGAUUUUUCUGGUUUUCCACUUCAAGAAGCGCAUUUUUGAAAUUGUUUUUGUAGAUGAAAUAAUAUUAGUAUUUAAGACGACAUAACAGUAUAUUUAUUAGUAUAUUUUACAUUUAUAUACAUCUUGUAGUAUUGAUUUCGAAAACUAAUACAGACGAUGUUUAUUUAACGAGGUCAUAUUUUAUCAAAUGCUCCAGUUUAUAAUAUUAUAAUGUCCAGAAAAUUACGAAAACGACCGGAAAACGAUAAAAUAUCAUCAUACAGUAAUAUAAGAUAUAUAAGAUAACCAUAUAAUAUUUACUGUCAUUUAUUUUUAUUCGUAUAUAUCCAAUAACAAGUUUGUUAUAUAUUUAAACAAUUAUCUGCAUUGCAAUUUUGUAUAUAAUAGAAAAUAAUAACCAAUCAUUUAAAAACCUAAUCAGAGUAAUAUUUUAUAUUUAUUUAAGCAGGCACUUAUUAUUUAUAAAUAUUUAGCAGAUGGGCACCUACAACUAAGAGAUCCUGUAUAAUAAUGGGAGAGUGGCCAACUAGGGAACCGUUUUGUCAUGGGUGACGGACAUUUUGUGACUUUUCUAAUGUUCUACCGUUGUAAAUGCCAGGUGUGUAACCGCCUUAGCGCUAUUAGUCGUCAUUUUUAUUACUAUAAUAUACUCAAUGCUGUCUCAUGAAACACAAAGCAGCUGUCCAAUCUCAUAUACGAGUAUAAUAUAUGUCUUAUAUACGUCGUAUACCUCAUUUAUAUAUAUAUAUAUAUACUGUAUAGGCGCUCUAUACUUACAACUACCGUGUAAUGAAUGUAAAAUAUGAUAUUAUAAUGUAAAUAGUCAGUAUAUUAUGUCGUAGGUAUGUUUUUAUGGAAAAAAUAAUAUAAUACACUAGAGACUACAGCGAUAAUAGUAAGCAUGUACGCGAAUUAAUCUAAUCCAAAACAUAAUAUACAAUGUAUCGUAUAUAAAAUAUAAAUCAAUACAAUAAUAUGUUUUCACAUAAAAAAAAAACCUUCGACAUAAAAAAACGCCCUUGACCAAUAUUUACAGACAUUGAAUUUGUUUGAAAUAAUAUUAUAGUCUGAAUAUAUGGUUUACAACAUUUUUCAUACCUAUUACCUAUACCUAUCUAUUUGCAAUAAAGUUUGGCAAUUUGGGUAAACGGAACAAUCACAUUAUUAUCUUGCCCAUACACAUCGAUAUCUACAUACACAUAUAUGUAGGUAUAAUCGUGUGGAAUUUAUUUAUAAUGAUUAUAUUUAGUUCAAUUUAAAAUAAAAUAUAAAUUAUAAUAAUAAAUAUCAAUAUUGUAUGCGAUAUCUUGAAAAAAUCUUAACUUUGCUAACUUACCAUUGGGUGUAUUAUAGUAUUGGACAAUUACUUAGACAAAUUAUUACGUUGGACACAUUCUUUUCGUUUAGGCGAAGUAAUUUAUUAUUAUUUUGCUUUUCGGCUAUUGGCGGUUUAUAAACGUAGGUAUUUCUCCAUUAAAAAUCAUAAUUUAAUCGUAUUUUUAUAAAUUAUUUUUAUUAACGAAGCAAUAAAUAUUUACUUCGUUUAUAUUGCGUUCAAGUUAAAUCCAUAUAAAAUAAAUAAAUAAUAGUAAAUCUUUAAAUAUAUUAUUAUUAUUAUUUUUUUUUUUUAAAGAAUAAAUAGCGUUUACUGAACAGUACUAUUGUCCAUCAAACAUAAAGAGGACAUUGACUCAAUACUGAGAAUGUACGACACAAAUCGGUGACAGUCACAUUGACCAUAUUUUUAUUAUAUUCAUUUAUAUAUAGCAAUAAUAUCUGUAUGCGUUUAAAAUAUUAUAAAACUUCUCGAAGUGUCACGCUGUUACGGUUUAAAAAAGAUUUACCAAAGGAUCACUGAUAUCAAUCUUUUUAAAUUAUUAUAUUUAGCUUAGAAAAAAAAAAUAUAAGAAUCAUUUCAUUGCAUUAAACUUGUACCUAUUACCUAUUAUUAUAGAAUAUUUAAAAUUUUAAAACACUUGAGAUUUUGACAAAAGGUAUUUAAAUACCUAAUGCAUUUCAUUAUGUAUUAUAGUGAUAAAUAUACUAUACAUCAGUGUUAUACCCAGGAUUUUUUAAUGGGGGGAGGGGGGUAAAAAUAUUAAAUUAAAUUAAUAUUUAAUAUAAAAUAUAUUGUCCAGCAAAAUAUAUCUACAUUUAUUAUAGAAAGUCUGUUUUUUGGGUUGUUUUACAAAAUACAUAAUUGUUUAAUAUAAUUAUUUAAAUAUAGUAAAUAAAUAUAUAAAUAAAAAUGUAUGUAUAAAAUAAAAAUAAUAAAUGAAUAAAUGCGUCGCCUGGAGUAUUAUGAUAAGUGUAUUAUACGACCGGUUUCGAAUUAAAAAUUCAUCAUCAGGUAUAGCACAGUCAAAAUGUAAAACGCGAUAUCAUUAUACUCCAGGCGACGCAUUUAUUCAUUUAUUUAUUUUUUUAUUUUUAUACAUACUUUUUUUUUUUAUGUAUACAUUUUUUAUUUAUAUAUUUAUUUACGAGUAUUGACCAUUUUAAUAAUUUUUUUAUACUUUAUUAUUUUAUUACAAUUAUUUAGUUGAGUAAUUAGUGCAAAUGUGCAAUCAGCGAGAUGAAAUCGGUAAGAUCCUGUUCAUUUUUUCGAAAAUUACGGCGGCUCUGGUUAGGUCAACAGUACUAUCAACUUUAUUAGUUUAUUUUAUUUAAACUACAAAUUUGCUAUUUUACCAUGUCUUUAAAUGCUAGUAUAAGUAUAUUUUAUUUCGGAAAAAUUACAAAGAAAAAUACAAAAUCGAUAAUAAAAACCAUAGUAUUCCCAUUUAUCAGAUAUUUCUCUCUAGUUUUCUCCCGACUAAACAAAAUUUGGUACCAAAAACUACCACUGAAGUUGAUGACUGAUGCAAGUUUUAUGGUUAAAAAUUCAUAAAAAAACAUAAUAUUAACACACAUACCAAAGUAAAUAUGUAUAAGAACUCGGCCCAUAACUUAAAUACAGGAAAAGACCCACUGUGUUCUUGGAUAGUAGACUAUUUAAAUGGUCUAUAAAUGGUCCACUAACAUUCGAAGAUUUUUCAAUAACCAUUAAACGCAAUUUGUUGCGCUGCAAUACGAUACGAUUAACCCGCGUACAUUGAUAUCAAAAAUAUACGUGCCUUCAAUAACAAUCGAAUUUAAAAAAUAUAUUUUUAUAAUACUUACCUAACAUAAUAUAUAAUAGUGAUUCAAUGUAUUAUUAUAUUUAUAAGUACCUAUAUGUUAUACUUACUGAUAUAUUUAAUUUAUAAUAUUAUAUGAUCCACAAUUCUAUUCAUACGUUUUAUAAACGUGUUUUUUUUUUUAUCAUUAUAUAGAAGACCACGAUUAUCCUACAAUUUUUACAGCUGCUAUAUACUUUUUAAGCAAAGAAAGAACUCCUAUGAAAUACGUAAGGAGUUUUUUUAAAUGUAAAACAUUAAAAUUGUUUACGCAAACGUAUCUAUAUUAAAAUAAUAUAUGGCCACCUACCAGUAUUCUAUUCUGUCUAAUUGAAUAGACCUAUAAUUUUUAAAAAGAAUGGCGUAAUAGAUUAUAUUUUAUCGUCAUUACCCGUACUUUUGUUUAGAUUACGAUUCCGCACUUUUUUCACUAUUACGAUUGCGUACUGUUCACCUGCCCGAAUUUAUCGCAACAUUGCCAUUUGUUACAUAUUUACAGGUAGUUAUCGAUUCUGUACGCUUCUUCUUUACUUAUAUAUUAUCCAGCUAGCAUGCAGCAGAUUAUAAUAAAUUCAGUCGAUUAUGGCACCACGGUUGUAAAUGAUGGUAUAUCUACAACCGCUUAAAAAUCCACUAUUAACGAUAUAAUACACUGGUUUGAACACUUCGGUAAACAAUAUAAAAGGUAAAUUUCACUUAUUGCUACCAAAACGUAGUAGCUAGUUCAACGAUUUCUCAUUCGAUUUGCCUGAAAGUAAAAAUUGACAAAACCAAAUAAGUAAUUAAAAUCAAAUGUCGUUAUUGCUAUUCGUAUUUACUGGUACUAGGUAAUUUACUGAGCUCUAGAGUCCUCUCAAAAGAGGUGAAAAUUCAGUUAAAUUUGACAAUCAUACGACCAAUAGUCAUGUAUGGAUCACAAUGUUGAACGUUACGAAAAACAGAGGAAGACUGCUAGACUACACGUGUUCGAGAGGAAGGUGCUACGAAAAAUAUACGAACCUAUUUAUGGUCGAGGCAUUCAAGUAUAUAGGAAAAGACAUAAUCAAGAACUCUUGGAUAUAUUCAAAAGAUCAAGUAUUGUGAACGAAAUUAAACAGAGUAAGUUAGAAUGAGCAGCCCACGCAUGUAAAAACAAAGUUCUAUGAUGCAAAGAGUGCUCCAAGAAAACCGAAGGAACAAAAGGUCAUUGAGUAGACCAAGGUUGUCAGAAAAGAUUUCCUAAAAGCUAGAGGAGAAAAUUAUGGACACUGGGACUGGAAGGCAGCAGCGGAGAAUAAAGAAGAUUUGUAAUAAGGCAAGAUAGUCCCAAAGGCGAGAAAAAUAAAUAAAAAAAAACGAGUAUGUAUAACGCUAUGCAUUGGUAUAAAAAUCAAGAUAAAACUAUAUUAUCUAUACAUAUUAAGAAAACUAUGUAGUUUUAUACGAUUUUCUAGUGCUCCAUAGCCCUAAACCUAAAUUGAUUUCAAUUUAAAAAUUAUAAGCGUACGUGUUUUUUCCGUGGAUCAUGUAAAAGUAACAAAACGUGUACAAAUAUAUAGUGAUGUUUUGUUUGUAAACACUGUGAAAACACGGUGUUAGCAAAUGGCAACGUUUCACUCAUUUCGCACGGAAUCGUACUAGAUUAAGGGUUAGGUAGUAAAAUUUUAAGCGGUAUCGUAAACGGGUGGAAUCGUAAGUACCUACGACGUUAUUGUGUUGUAACAAACUUGCGUGUUAUAAGUAAUAUUCACGUAACAAUGUUAUAGUUUUUUGUUUUCCAGCCGUAAUAUGAAAUCGAAUAAAAUGAACAAUUGAAAAUAUUUUAUACCGACCCGAGCUAAGCGAAACAACUGCUGUAGUUAAUGUAGGUAUUUAAGACUCCAGGGUUUAUAUUUUUUUUUUAGAAUUUUAUUUUAUUUUUUUUCAAAUUAAAUUCGAAUUUUAGUAGGUAUAUUAUUAUUUACGUUCGCGAUGUAGGUAAUAGCUACUCAUAAAAUGUACAAAUUGUACAAAUUAAUGUCUCCAAUGUCUUGUAUUUUAUACUAACCGGCUUAUGUAGCCAUAUAGGUGUUUAACGAUCCAACAUUCCGCAACUCGUCUGCCAUUAUACCGUUAGAAUUGGUAUUAGGUACCUAUACUGUAUUAUUAUAAUGUAUAUAUAUUACAUAUGCAUUUGAAGGAGUGGUAUAGGAGAAGAGAUUUCUAUGAAAUACACUCGGCAAGAAGAACCUUCUGGAUAAAUAAUAAUAAUAUGAAACCUUCGGCCACAAAAAAAAAAAAUAAAAAAAAAAAAGAAAGAUCUACUUUUAAAUAGACUAUAACUACUAUAUAUGUUUAUACAAAUAAAUUCCGCGCGAACUCUAAACACCGAUUGGAUGUUAUUGAAAAAAAUAAAAUAAUAACAAUAAUUUAGAUUCUACGGAUUCUAAUCGUUCGGUAGUAAACGGGUGUUAUUCGCGGAUCGGUGCUGAUUCAAUUAGCGCCGCAACAGAGUAUGCAGCACAGCAGCUAAUGUUGGUAUAUAAAAUGGUAAUCGAUAAAACCGUGCUAUGAAUAACCUAAAAAAUAAAAUCCAAAAUAUAUAUCUAUACAUACAUACAUACAGGUAUGCGUUUAGGUAUUUUAAUUUAGUGUGUUUAAUCUGCCGGUAAAAUACUGGAAUAGUUUUUUUUUUUUUUUUUUGUAAUACUAUACGGUCGUUGCAUAGAAUAUAUAACAAUAAUAAUACCUAUAAUAUCAUUGAACGCAGUUUAGAGACAUUUAAAGAAAUAAUAAUUAAUUCGAAACGUAUUCUAAAAACAUGUUUUGUUACAUCUAUGCUCGCGGAUCUAACGCUACCGGCUACCGAAAUUUGUUCGAUUAUUAUUCUUACACGAUAAAAUAAUAUUAUAUUUAAUACGAUUUUUACGGAAUAACGAAUUCGGUACGAAAUAUUAAUUCUAUAUGCGUCAUCAACGUUUGCAGUUUCAACGCGUAAACGUAAUAAAUUAUUUUAGGCGGGUACCCGGUUCCAUAUAAUUAUAAAUACUGGUUUCAUACUAUUAUAAUAAUAUUACACGAAAAUUCUUGUUUAAUUUGUAAGCGAUGUUCAUACACGAUAUUUUCAACAAAAGACCGUCACAAUUGCAUUUGCAUCCGUUCUUAUCUCAAAAAGAAAUUCGGGUUUAGAGAUCAAACACAUAAUAUGAUAAAAUUUAUAAAUGACGAAAUUUAAAUAUGAUAUUCGUCAUAUUUCGUAUUUUAUUUCUCAUCAUUAACGAAAAGUAUAAAAAUCGUAUUUUAUAUUUUAUUUUUUUUUUUUUCCCAAAACAACUAACUUUUUUAAUAAUUCAUAUUUCAGAUAAAUUUCGAUGUCGUUGUGUUCGGAAUUUUAUCGUUUAAAAAUUGUAUUAUAAGAUUCUGAGCAUGUAUUGAUUGAUGAAAUGGAUUUGGCCAAACAGAAAUUAUUGAAAAUUUAAUCACGAGGUUCAUUACAUGUUAUAUUUAGCAGUGAGUGAAUAAUGUAAUCUUUUUUUUUUUUUUAAUUUUAAGUACAAAUUUGACGAAAAUUGUAAAAAUUAUGUCAUUUCAAAACAUGUAUAAUUGAGCUUCGAUCAGACUCGUAUUUCGUUGGCAAUGAUUUUUCGUUGCGUACAAACUAAAAAUAUAAAUAAAAAUAAAACUCGAUGUGUUCUACCUUCCUAACUUCCCAUCUACAACAGUGACACACCCAUCAUCAGAAAUAUCAGCUCUUUUUUUGUUAUAUCGCUAGUCAGAUAGACGGCAAUAAUUUCAACUGUGACGACCUCUUUUAACGACUAUGUCUGCGAAUUGUUGCCCGGUCAAGUAUCUAACCAAAACGUACGUGCGGUUUUUUCACGUCUUAUUACUGUUAUAAUUAUAUGUCUUAUUACUAUUAUAAAUAUCGUAUAAUAAGUAUACACUAGUACCUAUUCUGUAUUCAUCAACAUGUGAUAUAAUACAAGUACUACUUGUAUUAUAAUAUUUGAUAGAAGAAAAGCCGAACAUAUUUUCUAUUAUUCGACAAUAUUUUUUUGUUGUAUACAAUUAUUAUUAAUAACAAACAACAGUAUAAUAUUCAAAUCGCGACAAAUUCUAAAACAUUACUUUUAUAAUAUAAUUGACGUUGUGAGGUUAUAAAAAUCUAUAAAGUCUAAAUUUAUAAAAUUAUAAUGUUUAUCGAUAGGUAUAGUAUAUUAUAAUGAAUUUGUACGGUAAAUAGUUUAAAUUUAGAUAAAGAAAAAAAAAAAUCAACUAUACAAUAUUUAUUGAGUAAUAUAAUACCUUCAAGCGAAUAUUAAUUUUAAGGGCCCUGCUCGUGACUUUUUACACGUCUUAAUAACGCAUUGUUAAAAUUUACAAAUCACAAAUCUUAACAAAUAGUUCAAUAGUUUGGUUUUUAUUUUUAUAUAUUAAGAGGCCUGCGCAUGACCUGUUUUUUGUUACCCAAAACAUGUUUUACAAGACGAAAAUUAGUGCCUCGUCGUACAGAGUGAUCUGAUUUCGAUAAUUUUUUAAUUUUUUCUACUGAAAAGAGGAAGCCUUUCUACAAAGCGAAUCCUACUUCUAUUUUUCAUUGUCUAACCAAAAACUACGAACAAUGAGUUUAAAAUAAAUGAUAUAAAUUAGACAUAUUUAAACACAAAUUGUGUAUCGUUAAAUACAUAAUAUUUCAAAUCCUAGUCUAAUAUGUAACCUGGAAGAAAUCUCCCGCUUUCUAGUGAGAAGCAAAUGAUGAAUAAAGUCGAUUAUACUAUACAGAGCAACAGUUUUUUCUUAAAAGUAUAAAAUGUAGUAAUAAAAGCAAGCUCCCUUAUUGUUACAACUAAACGCAUUUAGCCAUAUUCCCUAAUUAUUUUCAACCAGUAAUGCAACUUAAUUAAUUUUACAUUUACAAAUUAUAAAAUAAAUAUUUAUUGACACCAUGGUUUAAACCAGCUCUAGGUGUACUAUGGUUUUUGUUUAUGUGUUAUAGUCACUAAAUGUGAUUUGUAUCAUCAAAAUGCAUACAUAUAUUAUGCUGCAGGUAUACCGUAUACUCUUGUUUUUCUACUGUAUGAUGUCAUUAUAAUUGCGAAAUUAAAUAUAUCUAAUGAUAUUAUACUUGAGAAGUAAAGUUCAAUAUAAUUAUUAGGCAGGCACGAGAGAACGUGGGAACUGAAAAACUACAUUUUUUUUUUUAAAUUGAAACAAUUUUACCGUUGAGAUCUCCGAUUUAAGCUAUGAUAAAAAUUAUAUAUAUAUAUAUAUAUAUAUAUGUGUGUGUGUGUGUGUGUGUGUGUAGUUAUCAAUGGGUGUUCUUAAUAACAUUAUUAGACGAGUUUGUCCGCAAUUCGAUAUAUCUGUGUAACGAUAUCGUGAUGAAAAAAAACAACCAUUCUAAUAAUUAUUAUUAUUGUGCGGUCCAAAAACGUGUACUUUAUGUAACAUUUUUCGGAUUACAGCGUAAAGCUAUCAUUAUAGCGGGGCCAUGGCUAUCAAUUAUUUAUAAACUAAAUGUUGUACGGUAUAAAUAGUUGCGUAGUGAAAGGACCACAGUAAUGUCGGAGCAGUCUUAAUUUAUUAUAAUAUUAUAGGUAUCGGUCAACAGACCGAUAAUCGAUAUUAAUAAUAAUUAAUGAUCACCCUCAGCUAUGCGCCUAUAACCAAUAAUGUCAUCACCGUCCGUCGAUUUGCGUUCAAACUUUCAGCCGUCAAAUAAACGUUAAAUAUCAUAAGUACUAUAUUAUGUGUUUAUGUCACGCACAGAUUGGUCAUGCUUAUCAGAUGGAAGGACGUGCUGCUGAUAGCACUGGUCUCGGCCAUAGCUGCCAUUAACACGUGUCUUUCCGCCACCACGUCGUGCGAAGACUUGCAGGCGGAUUUCCGGUACCCCUGUGUUUGCGAGGAACUCAGUCAGAUCGGUGGUUUGGCGUUGAAUUGCGACGGCGUUGUUUAUCCGGGUGACCACGUGAAUUUACCGAAAGACGUUCCGGUGUUGGUGUUCACCCAGAGAAAUGCCGGUCACCAUUCUGUGCCUACGCAACUUUUCCCGUCUACGGGUAAGAGUGCUAUUGGAACAGCAAAUUCGUGCGUCGUUUAGACGCACAGUGUUAGAAAUACAUACCUACCUAUCCUAAUAUAACUAAUUUCGUUCGUCUUUAGUCAAACUAGAUUUGUCUCAAAAUUCCAUUAGACGACUGUUGGAAAAGUCGUUCAGCACCGUACAGAAUACGGUAGAAGAUCUAAGGUUAGCCGGUAACCUAUUAGGCGACACAUUAAAUCCGAUAUUUUCGUCUACGGAAUUUCACGGUUUAUCGAAACUCAUACGAUUGGAUCUCAGCGAAAACAGGAUAUCUUCGCUGGAGGAAGGGAUUUUAAAGGGUUGUCUUAAUUUAGAGGUAUUUUAAUACUAUAUUUAUAGGUAUCACAAAAAAUACAUAUUUUACUAUAGAAAAAUGCGUUUUUAAUUUUGUUAUAAUUUUACAGGAACUCAAAUUAGACGGUAACCGAUUAGCGUUUAUACCUAGCUCAUCGCUCAACGGCCCAGAAUCACUACGAACAUUAUCUCUAAAAAAUAACCGAAUAGGUAUGUUUAUCGCGUGGUAUAACUAAUUUUUAAUGCUUAUUUAAUAUAUAUUAUGUCUAUAUAUAUAUAUAUAUAUAUUUAUAUUAUAAUAUGCUAUUGCAGAUAGUAUACAACAUGGGUCGUUUGUUUCACAAAAAUCAUUGACACUAAUAGACUUAUCGUCGAAUAGAGUGAACAACAUUGAAAUAGGAGCAUUUGAAGGUUUAUCAAUGUUAAAACAGCUCAUAUUGUCCGAAAAUCGUCUGUCAAAAUUUAAUAGUGACGUUUUUUAUGGUAAUAUAUUAAUAGAAAAACUUGAUAGACCGUUUAAUUGCAUGAUGAAUUUUUUUUUUUUAGGUGCGGAAAAACUGGAGAAAUUAGACGUUUCAAACAAUUUUAUUGCCGAGUUUCCGACGGUCUCUUUAAAAAAAUUUGACAAUCUAAAAAUACUGAAUUUAUCAUCAAAUUUGAUACAAGUAAAUACGUCUGUAUAUUAUACAAAUACAUAUUUAACACCUAGUAUUUAUUACCUAUAAUAAUAUAGUACGUAUGAAUUUAUUAUUAUUUUAGAAAUUGGAAAACACGCAAUUAACAUCGUUAGAAGUUUUAGAUGUCAGUAGAAAUAACAUCGGAAAUAUUUCACCGGGAACUUUUAUGAGCUUGAAGAAAUUAAAAGUCUUAAACUUAGCCGUAAACAUGUUAAGAACUGUACGUUUUAAAAAUAAAAGUAUUUAUUGUUACUAUUUAUUAACAAAAUAAAUACAAUUUUUAAAUAGGUCGAAGAUGACGCUUUUGAAGGCCUAUCGUACCUCGAAUCCUUGUCAUUGGAAGAUAAUAAUAUUUUACUAAUACCAGCCACGGCUCUCAGUAAAUUACCACGUUUAAACAGACUACGUCUGGACUACAAUAGAAUUGCAGCACUUUCUUCGACUAUUCUCAAAGGAUUGUCAGAGAUCUUACACGAAUUAGGCUUAAGCAGAAACGUAAUCAGAGAAAUACCUCCAGAUGUAUUUCAAGUAUGUGUUAACUAAAAAAUGAACACCUUCGUGGCUAUUCAGUUUUUUUUUUAUCUAAUAUUAAUAUUACUGGUUUUAUGUUUUUAGGAUUUUAAAUUCUUAAGAGUUCUUGAUUUGUCCGGAAAUUUACUGUUGUCUGUAGAAUCGUCGACUUUCUCCGGCUUAGAAAACACGCUAGAAUACUUAAAUCUCCAAGGAAACCGGAUUGCUUCGCUUUCGUCGGAGCCGAUUAAUCUUCAAAAGUUGAAAAACCUCGAUCUGUCAUACAAUCAAUUGAAAGAAAUUCCCCGACACAUGUUUACUUUAAUGUCUUCGUUGUUGAGUUUAAACUUGAGCCACAAUCCCCAUUUGGCUUUGAUACCUGUAUCCGUGUUCCAUCCCUUAACACAAUUGCGAAAACUCGACAUUAGUUUUACCAGUAUAAAAGUUUUGAGUCCCGAACUGUUCUUCAAAACUUCAUCACUUACUCAUCUCUACAUACAGAAUAACGGUAUCACCGAAUUACCGGAGACCAUGUUCCAAAGUUUAAUAAACCUGAUUAUAUUGGAUUUAUCAGAAAAUCAAAUAUCAAACAUACGAAUUGGUUCGUUUAUGGGCCUCACGUCCAUUAAAUAUGUAAAUUUGUCUAAAAAUAAACUAUCAUCGUUCAAAGGUGAAUAUUUUAUAACCAAACGGAGCAACGGAACUCCGUUGGAAGAAAUAGACCUGUCUCAUAAUCAAAUCAGUUAUUUGUUCCCAUCUACAUUUAAAGUGCAUCCAGAUAUUAAACUAAUCAAAGUUUCAAAUAACAAAUUCAACUUUUUCCCGUCCGAGUUGAUUGCCGGUUUAGCGCGUUUACAAGAAAUAGAUUUAAGCAGAAAUAGUCUUAAAACCCUAGAAGAAUUCGAUUUUGCUGGUUUACCGAGACUGAAAAAAAUAAAUUUGGCUAACAACCAAAUAGAGACUAUAAGUGAGACAACGUUUCAUAAUUCUACACAACUACAAAAUAUUUAUUUGGCCAACAAUAAUUUGGAACGUAUUGGCGAAAGAACUUUCCAAGGGUUAAAUAGAUUACAAUAUUUGGAUUUAGAAAACAAUAAUCUGACAGAAUUGCCAGAUUUGAUUUUUGACCGAACACGGUUAAAAGUCCUGGAGAACAUCAAUUUAGCGAAAAAUAAGUUUACCGUUGCUCCGUUGAAAAGUUUACAGAAACAAUACUUUUUUUUGUCGUCGGUCGAUUUGUCAUCGAACCAACUGACCGAAUUACAAACGGAUGAUAGCAUUUUGGUAAACAUUAAGAAACUCGACUUGUCGUUCAACCGUCUCUCCGAAACGUCUAUUAAAAACAUACUCAGUGAGCCCAAAACUGUGCGCGAACUGAACUUGGCGGGCACCGGCAUAACGUUAGUAUCGCCUUUAGAAACGCCAUUUUUGCAGAAACUCAAUUUAUCUUACAACGAAAUAGACACGUUGGACGAACAUAUGUUCGACAGAGCGACAUUGAUCGAGGAAUUGGAUUUGUCGCACAACGAGUUACGGAGUUUGACGGCUCUCAGGACUAUUUGGCCAAAGCUGAAUCAGGUACAGCUGGUGGAUAUCUCUUGGAAUCCGAUAUCGAACAUCGUUCUGGGUGACUUCGACAAGUUGGAAUCAUUACGGUCGUUGCGGAUCAACAACUUGCUGGAAUGCGACAAAAUCGAAAAGAACGCGUUCAGGAAUCUCGGAAAUCUAGUGGAACUGAAAAUGUACGACUUUCCGAAAUUAGGAUACUUGGAUGUUACUGGACUGUUGAAUUAUUUACAGUCGUUGGAGACUUUGGAAAUCGAAGUGAAAGACCCGUCCAUCGGUAGCCAGCUGUCGGCCGCCAUGAAUCCGAGAUUAAAGUCGUUGACGAUACGGGGCCAGAGGAUCACGUCGAUAUCGUCGGGCGCGUUGGCCGGACUCAAGUAUCGUCAAGUACACAUAAAAAUCCAGAACACGUCCCUGACGAGUCUGCCCCCGUCACUGUUGAUACCGUUGCCGCGGUCGUCGAUCAUCCAACUGGACGUGUUCGACAACCAGUUAACCACACUCACGUCGCAGUUCUUGUCGGCGCUGGAUGACCGGCGAAGCCUGCUCAAGCUGAACGGGCUCCGGUCGAAUCCCAUCUAUUGCGACUGUAACGUGCGGGCGUUGAGACGGUCGCCUCUGGCGCUGGACCUGGUGUGCGCGGCGCCCGCGUUCGUGGCCGGCAGCCUGCUGAUCGAAAUCCCGGACGACGACCUGACGUGCGACGUUAGCCGACAGACGACCACGACAACGACGACUACCUCGACGACGACCACCACCACUACGAGCACGGGUAGCCCGAUCGUCAAGGCCCCGCACCACAAGAGCGCGCAGAGGACGACCACGGCGGAACCGGACAUCAUAUGGUCGCUGCCGCCGCCGCCGGCCAACGCGGGCAACCUGCUGCAGAACAGUAAAUCACCGGCCGGCGGCAAGUCGCCGGCGUCGCCGUCGUCGCCGAACCCGGCCGCGGCCGCCGCCAUCACCAACGACGACACGCUCAUCAUCGGCAUCGUGGCCGGCGUCGUGGUGUUCAUCGCCAUACUGGUGAUCAUCAUCUGCAUCGUCCGGAUACGGCUGUCCACCGCCGAGUACAACUCGCACAUGAACGCCCUGCCGCCGGUGCUCGGGGCCCCGAUGCACUGCGCCAACCAGGCGUGUCCCUGUCCGAAGAUGCCCGGCCAGAUGUACCCGAUGUCGGCCGCGCCGUCGUACGCCAACAGCUACGCGACGCUGCCCGCGCACAAGCUGUCGUCCGUGUCGUCGCCGCUCCGGCAGUCGUACAACACGCUCAACGCCGGCGGCGUGCCGUACACGCAGAACCCGUACUACAUACCGUACGCCGGCGACGAGAAGGACUACAACCUGACCAUGAGAUGAUGGCCGCCGCCGUCGCCGCGCGGCGUCACGGCGUUCCGCGCGUUUUACCGUCCGCGUUCCCGCGGUGCUUGCCGACCAAACUAAAUGUUCGAACACCGUUCGGAAACCGUUUGGCGCGCGCCGCGGGCCGCAGACCGUGUUUUACCAUAAGUAUUGUAAAUAUAGAUAAGAGGAAAAAAAAAAAAAAACAAACAAACCAACAAAUUUUUUAUAACGGUACCUAUUUGAAAAUUGUAGCACAUAUAAGUCUACCUAAAAACAAUAAUUGACCCUGAGCGUGCGUCUACUUGCAAACGUGAUUAUUUGUGCUUCGGACGAAACGUUACAAGAGGAAAUUAUCCGCGUGCAAUUCGCAUCUAUAGAUAUUUUCAGGCAAUCGAGAAGUACAAUUUCGUGUAUAAAUUUUACGUACGUACGGGGUAGUUUUUAUUAUUAUUAUUAUUAUUGUUUUUUUUUUUUUUUUUUUUUUUUUUUUUUAUCACGAUCCAGUUCUCGGGAGGGUUUUUUUUCAACUAUUACGCAAAAGUUUAAACGGAUUAUUUCAACACUAUUUUCAAAUUGUUACACUUACUCCGUAUGCUUGAAACGAGAAUUAUUCACUGUUAAUACUUUCAAACGGCGAACCCUCUCCGUCUUCUCCUUCUUAUCAGGUCGGAUUUAAAAAGAUAAUAUUUGUCUACACAUUUUGUAUUACGUACGGCCAUAACAAAUACGGUUCUCUUUUCGAAUCCGGAUUAAAAAGAAAUGGGAGGGAGGGGCCGCAAUUUUAAAACCAAAAAGUCCACACGCGUAUUUCAGGCAGUACGGAACAACAGUAGCCAUUUCUAAGACGUUGUCAAAUAUAAAAUCGCCGGUAGAUUAUUUUAAUAACGCCUGAAAAAAGCCCGAAAUCAAUUUCACUCCUAGUCUUCAACCGCUGGAUCGUGGUAGAAAAAAAAAAAAUCGCCCCCUAUAGGUGCUAUUAUUACGUUUUCUGAGCUUAAUCGAUUGGGAAUUCGCAUUUGUUUCCGCCGAUCAGGCGGCCAAUCCAACCUUGUCGUUGUUAUCGUGGUGUACACCCAAUAACGUCACCUGUAAAUAUCGAAUUUAAAUUUGUAAAAAUCUAGACUCGACGGUUAAUAUGAGUGCGCCCGGGUGUGUAUUGCGCAGCGGUCGUCCGCGGACCGCCGAACGACCCGGUCGUGUGAUAAUUAUGUACACUAGUGAUUACGCGAUAUUAUUAUAAUUCAUAGUGAUUACGGUAUUUAUUAUAUUCGCUACCCCGUACCGCGUAUCUAAUCGCAGGCCCGCAGUCUCUCGUGUCGCGCUCUCUAAGCCCCGUGGCGAUCGCUUCCUCUAACACCCCUCUUUAAUUACCCCUACAGAAGAAAAAAAAACACCGGCCAAAAUAUCGGUUUUUUUUAAUACCCCCCUCGUCGAAGAAAACAAAAAACCCGCUCUGCUUGUCACAACCGAAGACCACGGGCCUGUAAUCUGUAUUUAUAAUAAUUUAUGUGUAUAAUUAUUGUUAAGUUGUCAGGUAGACGGUGGGGAAUCACACGCAGCGGUAAUCAAAAUCACCCACACGUACUGUUAUUAUUUUGUAUAAAGCUCGGUGUACCUACCUACAGUUGUACGAAUGGUUUUUUUUAUAUUUUACGUAUUUGAAGUUUAGCAUGCACAACUUCGGUUCUUGCGCAAGGAAAAAAAACCCUAAACAAUAUGAACUUUUACCACGUGUACGUAAUAGUUGAUCCAUAGAUAUUAUUAAAUUGCGCAUAAAAUACAAUCUACCGCGCCUGCAUCAGUAUCCCAUUGUCCCGUACCAAUCGCCAAUACCGGCCAUACCCAUUCAACUCGACGAGUAACUUAUUAUAUACCCGGUCGUUCAAUUUUUCUUGUACAAAAAGUCGUGUGUGCUAGACCCAAAAGGAGAGUCGGGCGUAUUUUCAUUAUUUCGUUCGGACAAUUAAAAAAAUAAUUGAUUUUAUAUUUUUUUAUGAGCGGCACACGGCCCACUGCAGCUAUAAUAACCUGCCUAUGCAAAAAUACAUGUCGAACAACAAUCAACAUUUCCGAUAAUUAAUAACGGUAUUAUAAUAUUAUUAUUUUCCAUGAUAUGCUCCCGAGAAGCGUGGUUAUAAAUUGGUUGUGCUUAUUGGUAUCGCUGGGACGUUUAAAAAGGAUUAAAGUCUUAAAAAAGGGACGGUAGGUGGAUAUUAUUGUCAGAUUCGCGUACUUUCGAAAUCUUUAGAGGUGCGCCACCGUAGCGGGGAUUGCCCAAUAUAAUCAUUGCCUACAGUCGACGAUUAAAAAACAAGUUUAAAAUUGUUUGUCAUCAAAAGAUCAAAACUUUCUCUCGUAUAACACACCAAUACGUACAGGCGUGUAAACGAAAUUAUUUAUAUCAGAUAGUCACGUUUUAGUCGUCCGGCGAGCGAUAUUCAGGCCUACCAUAAUUUCAAAAUGUACACUACUGCGUCCGCACAAUCAGUGAAAAAUCAUAUAUUAUUGUAAAUAAAAUAAUUGAAAAUUAUUCAAAUGAUUGCCAGUAAUUUAUCUGGACAAACAUUUUGUUCGAAUAACGCCCGACUUUUGCUAUCGACUUUGCGUCUGGCCAUUUUUUUUUUUUUUUCAUAUACCUAGAUAAGUUCGUUUUAAGUAGGUACGCCUAAUAACUAUAAUAAUAUGGUAGUCGAACCGUAAAAUUAAAUAAGUUUUCGUACAUCGAAACGUGUAUAGUAGAUAGGUACACACCUAUGCGUAAUAUUAUUAUUCGUUAGUUUUACAAUAUGUUGUUUUAUUUAUAUGCCUAUAUAGUAUUUACGUCGUUAAGAUUGUACGAUAUCAUUUGUAUAAUUACCUAGUUAAUGUUUAGUUUUUU